AAUAUCCAUCACCUUUCUCAUCACCAAUUUGAAGUUCCAGGGCUUUCAGGACUUUUCUGGAGCUCACAAGAUUCAGUCUUUUUCUUCUUUUGCAUACUUCCUGUUUAACUAUCAUUUAUGUUUUUUGCAGAACAAAAGGAGAGCUGCAGGAAGAAAGAAUGGAGAGUGGUCAAGAUAAUGUAUUCAACAAGAAUAAUAUGAAGGUGGAGAUUACAUCAAUGGCUGACAACAUUUCUGGUGGUGUUACUAAAUUACAAAUGACACCCACUUCUGGGUCUGCUAUGCCUCAGCUUACAAGACAGCCAAGUGUUACAAAGAACAAUUGCCUAUGUUCUCCAACUUCUCAUGCUGGUUCAUUCCGGUGCAGGCUCCAUCGUGCCCCGAGCCUCCAACGAACCAAAAGCAUUGACUCUGCGUCUCUCAAGGACUCCACCAUUAAGGUUAAUGCCACAGCUGAUGAUCCUCCAGCUAGUAAAUCAAACAUUGACGAGGCCUAGUAAUUCACAUCUCUUGUGCUCUGCAAUAUUCUAUGUAUGGUUGUUUGAUAUAUUUACUGUUUUCCUCUGCUUGUAUCGUUAAGAUAUCUUACCAAUUUGCAUAUCUUUCUCUGCGUUCUUGCGCAUACCAGAUAAAGAAAGUUACUUUGUUGUGUA
This is a messenger RNA of Manihot esculenta (cassava), 653 nucleotides long. RefSeq lists its product as uncharacterized. The transcript has a single exon. NCBI's taxonomy places the organism in Eukaryota, Viridiplantae, Streptophyta, Magnoliopsida, Malpighiales, Euphorbiaceae. The record is from RefSeq and is a predicted model, not a curated record. Bases 159 to 497 code for a protein of 112 amino acids.